AUGGCAAAGUUCUGCAGAGGUAUAUCACAGUACUGGGAAAGGAUUAACACCGACCCCAAAAAGGAGUCUGUCCCAAUUCACGUCUUAGUGACUGGUGCUGCUGGUCAGAUUGGUUACAACUUGACGUUUCUCAUAGCCAACGGCCUCAUGUUUGGCGAGCAUCAAACGGUGAUAUUGCACUUAUAUGAUGUUAUGGUUGAAAUGAUGGAAGGCGUGAAAAUGGAAUUGACUGACGGGUGUUUCCCAUUAGUGAAAGGAAUAGUGGCGUCCAACAAGACUGAUGUUGCUUUUACGGGCGUUGAAGUGGCCAUUUUAGUUGCUGGUAUGCCACGAAAGGUUGGGAUGGAGCGUAAAGAGCUUAUAAGUAUCAAUACGCGUAUUAUGAAGGAGCAAGCUCUUGCUCUCAAAGCUUACUCGAGUCAUCAAGUGCGAGUUCUUGUCGUUGCCAAUCCAGCAAACACAAAUGCACUUGUCGUCGCAAACAACGCUGGAAUCGAUGUGAAGCAAAUCACGUGUCUGACAAGACUCGACCAGAACAGAGCCAUCGCACAAAUAGCACAGAAGUGUAAUGUACCAAUUGCAACUGUUAAACACGUCUUUGUAUGGGGAAAUCACUCUGAGAAGCAGUGUCCAGAUAUCAGUCAUGCGUACAUCGAGACAAGCGAAGGUGAGAAAAAAGUCGAAGAUCUAGUCGAGGCGUCAUGGCUCGAGUCGUUCAAUAAAAUCGUUCGCGAGCGUGGCUCUAAGGUGAUUGAAGCUCGUAAAGCUUCUUCGGCCGCUUCUGCCGCAAAGGCCAUUGUUGACCAUUUCAAAGAUUGGUGUUUGGGCACAGACACGGAAAAAGUCGUGUGUAUGGGAAUAUACAGCGAAGGACAGUACGACGUCCCAAAAGGAAUUUUCUUUUCAAUGCCAGUUGUGUGUUGUGGUGGAGAGUAUCACGUCGUUGACGACUUAGUAUUAAGUCCUGCGCUCAAAGAGUCGCUCAAAGAGUCAGAAGAAGAACUUAUUGAGGAGAAGAAACUCGAACUUGCCUUCGAAGAAAUAACACAACAGUACCAUGUUCACGACUAA
Molecule: messenger RNA, 1071 nt
Organism: Entamoeba invadens IP1
Lineage: Eukaryota; Evosea; Mastigamoebida; Endamoebidae
Product: malate dehydrogenase, putative
Exons: 1
Coding region: 1-1071 (356 amino acids)
Biological process (GO): oxaloacetate metabolic process; malate metabolic process; tricarboxylic acid cycle
Molecular function (GO): L-malate dehydrogenase (NAD+) activity
Source: RefSeq, a predicted model, not a curated record